UCACAUGACGUCAUUCUGUUAUUAAUUUUUUUUCCUGGUGACCCUACACUGCCAUAUCAAGAUCUAGAUUCUAGAAUCUAGAGCACGGUGGAAACAAAAGUAAAAUCCUCUUUAGAUCCAGUCUAGAUCUUAUGUUACACUACAGUCAGGAUUUUAGAAAAUUACAGAUUAGUAGAGACUGACAGAAUGGAUUUAACAGGAGACAUGCCUGUAACUCUCACAAUAAAAGCCCCUAAUCAGCGCAUGGAAGAUCAAACAGUUGACUGUAUGCUUGGCUGGACAAUAAAGAAAUUAAAACAGCAUUUAGAAAAUGUCUAUCCAAGUAAACCGAAACAUAAUGAGCAGCGACUUAUUUAUUCAGGCCGCUUACUCCAGGAUCAUCUCACGCUGAAAGAAAUUUUACGCCAGUAUGAAGGUUCUGAAAUACCCAAUAAUAUCCAUACUGUUCAUCUAGUGUGUUCAUCUAGCGCAGACUCUUCCCCUUCCAGUGCCUCUGAAACUAAAGUAGCUGCUGAAAACUUACGUCCUCACAAAUCUUCCUCAAAUGUAGAUACCCCCAGAACAGAAGCAACACCUAACAUCUUGGGAGAAGGGUUAAGGCACAGAUUUACACAGAGUCAUGGAGAUGAUCACAAUUUUAGACAGCAUAUGCCACAUAAUAUCCACAAUACAAAUACUUUCCAAGAACAAGUCACCAACAUGAACCCUGAAUACCACUACUCACCUGAACAGUAUGCCUGGAUGAUGCAGAACUAUGCUUAUUCACAGUACAUGAUGCAGUAUAUGCAAUACUAUCAGGCUGCAUACUACUCAGGAUUACCUUAUGCUGGUCAAAUGUUUCCUCCAAACUUUGCACCCCAGCCAGUCACAAGUACAGACAGACAGGCACAGCCUCAACAGCAGGUUCCUGCUGCUGGCCAGGCCGCCAGGGCUAAUGUGAGAAUGAAUGCCCAGGGUGGUGUGGAGGAGGAUGAUGAAGAAGAAGGGGAGCCAAGGGAUUGGCUACAUCAUGUUUACUUCUUUAUGCGAUUCCUCACUUUCAUGGGUAUCCUGUUCUUCUACUCCAACUUGACUAGGUUCUUAGUUGUCUUUGCUGGAUCCAUUUCAAUUUAUAUACUCCAGAAAUUGAGAAAAUAUUGGCAGAGGGCACAGAGAGAACAGCAACAACGACAGGAACAACAGCAACAACAGCAGCAGCAACCUGACCAAGCUGAGCCAAAUAUAGAAAGAAAUCCUUCAGAUAAUGAGCCGGAGCCGAGGACUGAAACUCCGAAUGAAGAUGCUCAGCAAGAUGCACAAGCAGAGCAAGUGAAUGAAGGAAACAGGGUUUAUGGGGCCUUGUUGUUUGUAUGCACUACCAUUCAGUCCUUCUUCAUGUCUCUGUUACCCACUCCACCUGAGCUGCUGGAGGCCAACUGACAUUGGCUGGAGAGAGUGAACACCUUCAUUGGCUUUAGUGACACUAUUGUAUACAGUCAUCUUCAUCUCUGCUAUUCGUGGACUUGUUAGACUCAGCCAGACAUUGCCUUAUCAUUUCACAAGUCAUACAGUGUUGUGUUGCUUAAUGUGAAUAGGCGAGUGUUCUGGACUCACGGAAUUUACUGCUGUUUGUUAACUAAUAAAAAGGGGAAGAAAAAAAAUCUUCUGGAGUUAAGGUUCAACCAACCUUCCGUCUAGCUGCUUGUUUUGACCUAGUAUCAUUACUGUUAUUAUUAUACAGUCUGAGGUUUCAUUCUUGUAAACUGUCAGCACUGAAAUCCUAGCUAAAUUAGAAUAUUACAGUAGAGAUGAACAAAAUACUGAUAAUUACAAUAAGGUACCGGUAUGUCUCUAUUAACCUAUUAUUUCGUUUUAUGAAAACUAGUCCUAACUUUUCAGUAAGGUAGCUUGGCAAUUCAAAAAAAAAAGAUCUCCAAGUGAUGCGAUCCCAUUUAUGUAAUAAAGCCCAGUGUCUUUAUCCUAUUCAUAGAAUUAACUGUGGGUGGGAUAUCACUAGAAAAUGAUAAAAAACAUUUGCUGAAUUGAAGUUUCAGUGAUUCCUGUAUCUGGCAUGCACUAUGAUUCUAUAUAUGCAUUUGUGUUAUCAAUUUUAAGCUAUAUUCACAUUUCCCCUCAAUUGAACAAAAGUGUUAUUGACCCUCCCAGUAGUUCAGUAAAAUAAAUGUUUGCAAUACAAUUGUAAAAGCUUUUUACCUCUGUCUUGUCAAUCAGAACAUUUGCUACUGCUAUAUGUGAACUCCUAAUUAAUGCCAUUUUUAAUUAUUUAAUUAUUACCACUUAAACCUGUUGUUUUCCUCAGACACCAUUUUAUUGGAAAUAAUAAUUUUUGUUUCAUACAUGCCGGUCAUUAAAAAGUCACCAGCGGAGAGUUUUCUUUCAUUUUCUUCUAUAUUUCACAUUUUUAUGAAGCCAAAAGUUUCAGUGUUCACAUGUUGAGGAAAGAGGACUUUAUUGACUUCCAGCACUCUGUUCAUAAUGUAAAUACAUCUCUCAUAGAGCUUGGUGUCUCCAAUUCAGACCUGAUAGUUCUGCCAUUUGUUGAAUUUAUUGAAUAUUUAAUGAAAGUGGGUUCGUUCUCCUCAGUAAAUAGAAGUUAAGCUUGUUGAAUUUUUUAAAUACAUUUUUUUUUUUAAUUUCUUAAUUUAUUCAUAUUUUUAUUUCAUAAGUUGUGUUAUUGCAAAUUUGUGAUUUUACUUUCUCUUCUUGUUGUUUUUGGACUAAUUAUAUUUUGUUGUCAUUUUUUUUUUGGCUGGCACAGAUAAUUGUUUAUUAAAUCAUUUAAAUCUGAAACUGUUUACUUUUUAGGUCCCCCACUCAACAUACAUAUAUAUACAUAUAUUUAAAUAAGACGUGACUGUUUUAGAAUUGUUAAUUGUUAUCAACAAGAAAACCAUGAAAUGUGAUUGAAGAGAAAUCCAACAUGUAGACAUUUCUCAUUUUAUUGUCAAUAUUCUGAGACAGCCAAUGAUAAGUUGCUUUGAGGCUCUAGUUUGUACUACUUUCUGUGUUGGUAACCUCAUAGCCUCAUUUGUGAUAUUGUUCAUAGUUGAUGGAAUAAAUACAGUUGCUUA
This is a messenger RNA of Biomphalaria glabrata, 3071 nucleotides long. RefSeq names its product homocysteine-responsive endoplasmic reticulum-resident ubiquitin-like domain member 2 protein. The record is from RefSeq and is a predicted model, not a curated record. Gene Ontology annotation, molecular function: protein binding. The coding region runs from base 187 to 1419 and encodes 410 amino acids. The transcript has 9 exons. Lineage: Eukaryota; Metazoa; Mollusca; Gastropoda; Planorbidae. Gene Ontology annotation, biological process: endoplasmic reticulum unfolded protein response.